AUGAGCCCUCAUGAUAUCCAAAUCCCAGUCCUGCCAGGCUUCCAUAUGCCAGGGCAUGCCAGGAACACUUCGGGCUAUAGAAUACCUGCACCACUCCCAGAGGACACUCCAGAUGAUGACCCGUUUAUCUCUCAUGUACCAUUCCCAGCUCCCAUAUUCCCAACUCGAGGUCGCCCAAAACGACAUGUUACAGAGGAGCAUCCUUUCCCAGCCAAGUGGACCCAUAAAAAUAAGGGUGUAUCUGGUCAGGCUCAACAAGAGUUACAAAACUGUUACUCACCAUGCUUGUCACUGGGUCAAGAAGCCCAAAACAUGACUCCUAUGGAACCGCUAUCACCGUCAAAAAGAUUGACUAAUAUAAAUCCACAGACCAAAUCCUCACCUUUUUCUGAUGUUUGUGGCAUGUGGCAAACUGUUCAGAUUGACAUGGCCAAUGUCCUGCAAUCAACCACAGGAAAGUUUGAUGGGGGUCUUAGAUGUGCUAUGUGUUACAGCUCAGCAAUACAAAAAAUUAACGCCAGUACUAACUUGCCUAAGCUUGGAUCACUGGCCAUAGUUGAGCUAGUUCUGUCAAUCCUAAAAUCCCAUGGUCUCACUCUCGGGCAGUUUCUUGUUACGAUGUUCGGAGAUCCUAUGGGUUUGAGUGCCUCAGCCAGAAAGUCUAUAUGGUGGUUCAUUGGGGGACGUACCAAAAGUGCUCACCCAGUAGAUGUUGUCAACGCAAUAUACACACAUCCUUGGGUGCGACCUAAUCAGUCCUACGAGCCAAAACAUGUUCCACUACCAGAAUAUGCCCUGCCAUUGGACUACUCUCUUCCAGAAACUAUUCCAGUGGAAGAUGAGAACACUUAUAUGGAGUUGCAGUCUUACUUUGUAGCACGAGUUAUUGAUUGGAUGGAAGUGGAGGUCAAGCGGCUUGUCAAACAUCCUUACCUGAGGACAACAGACCCAACAACCACUGAGUUCAGCUGGGAUACAGUACUAGAUUUCUCAGCAAGUGCAGUACAGCAGAUGUCCAUGGAGGUUUCACCGGUGAUAUGGACAAUGUUGACAUGUAUUGCUGUUGGGGAUGAACGAGCAACUAAGCUAAAGGACACAAAAUCCCAAGAUAGCGAGAUAGGACUGGGGUCAAACCAUGUAUGCGAUCCUUAUUUGGGGUGCUCUAUUGUGCUAUUGAUGCUCAUAUACUUUCGCAACAAAAACCUAAAUAAGUUUCAAUCAAUUAUGGGCAUACUUAUGUUCUCUGAGAACACAGAGAAGUCACUUCAGUCUAUUGUCAGUCAGGUAGGACUGGCAGUUGUGUACAGUUCAACCCUUCGACGGCUCUACUCAAUGAGUACGGUUGCUUCCGAGAAGAUUCGCCACAUAGGGUCCCAGUGGGUGGAUAGGUUGGCCUCUUUCCAUGUUGUCUAUGAUAAUAUCAAUCAGUACCACAAAAAUUGGCGCCCUUCCCUUGCUUCACAAACAUCACUUGAAAGCGGUACUGCUGCAACCUUAAUCAUGCAACCCGGAGUUGCAUCAGAUGCCUUUGAUGGCAUCGAGUAUGAAUUGCGUCAACGAUGCAUCAAACGCGAGGAUGUCACGCUGUCAAAAGUCUGGAAUGACAUCAACCAGGAGCACCUCGAAAAUACCUGUGUCGUUAAUAUACUCUGCAUCUUACUCAAGCAUGUACCAGGACUCAAGCGCCACGAAAGGGACUUUGACAAAUUCCGCCAAGCUUUUGCUAUUCACCCUACACCACUGCAGAAAGCAGAGGUCAUCCCACUGGAGACAUCCGGAUUUGAUGAGGCCACUACAGUUGGGAACAGGAACACAAUCCGCGAUAUUGUGGGAAGACAGCUGGGCAUUGCACCUGAAGCACUUGAUGGGCGAUUAAUUCCUUUCUCAGGAGACCAAGCCACAAUUUCACACCUUCGAACUUUGAAGCCACACACAUCCUCAGGCACAACCUGGUUCUCUUCCAACCGUUACAUCCUACCUCUCAUUGAGAUUUGGCAUAUGAAGUUUGCCAUGCUGAAGGGAAUUGUCAAGGCCCAUUGGCCUGAACAAACUGAGAAGGGUGAUAUUGGUCUUCGCUUUGCCGCUGAUAAACUUCGCCGAAACCUGAACCCACACAAAGUUGACUUCUAUCCCAUGGAAAGAUUGGUUGAAGUCAUACUUACAGCAAUGACACUCAAUUAUUUCAGCUUCAAGGAUCUGUGUCAUAUCCAUACAAUCCCGACCUCCGCUCCGGGCUCCCGGAACUCCGAACUCCGACUUCCGGAGCCCUACUUCCCUUCCAUCACCUUCUCCUUGCCGACUCCCAAGAGGUUAUCCCACCUCUGGCUCGGACACCACCUUUGGUCCGACUCCGGAACAUUCCGGGUCCGACCCCAACCUCGACACCUUCCAGACGAGUACGCAACACCUAUGUCCCCGACUCCGGACCUCCGCUCCGGAAUCCCGUUGGCGUCUCCAUCUCCGGAACCUCCGGUCUUAGCUCCGACCUCGGACUUUGACCCCACCUCCGCUUAUACCCAUUGUAUUGGUUAG
Cantharellus anzutake is the source of this 2532-nucleotide messenger RNA. RefSeq lists its product as uncharacterized. The transcript has 3 exons. Lineage: Eukaryota; Fungi; Basidiomycota; Agaricomycetes; Cantharellales; Hydnaceae. The coding region runs from base 1 to 2532 and encodes 843 amino acids. The record is from RefSeq and is a predicted model, not a curated record.